Quercus robur (English oak) is the source of this 1318-nucleotide messenger RNA. RefSeq lists its product as uncharacterized. The coding region runs from base 202 to 1080 and encodes 292 amino acids. The record is from RefSeq and is a predicted model, not a curated record. NCBI's taxonomy places the organism in Eukaryota, Viridiplantae, Streptophyta, Magnoliopsida, Fagales, Fagaceae. The transcript has 2 exons.
CAACCCCUCUUGUUUCAUUUUCAUCUUAAAUUCAUUUCUCAGCUUCUUCGUGCUUUUGAUUCAGAUAUCGCAUUUUCGUCUGGUUUGAUUUUUGGGAUUUUUUCUGGGCUUGAAUUUGAGGGUUUCAGUAAAGAGGGCUACCCGAAGAGCACUCAGAUUUUGGUUACGCUUUCUUGAAUCUGUUGUAUCACUUUACUCACAAUGCCUGGAGCAGUUAUCAAAAAGAAGGCUACAAAGACUCACUCUGGCCACCGAGAGCACAAGACCCCUAAAAGGAUACCUCAAUCUAGCCACCAAGUGCACGAGACCCCUAAAAGAAUACCUCAAUCUAGCCGCCAAGGGCACAAGCCCACUAAGCCGAGAACUCACUCUGGCUACCGAGCGCACAAGUUUGAGAAGGAAAAUUGUCGAAAGCCAUACUGGUGUGAUGGAUGCAAGGAGUCGGGUUAUAGAUCAAGAUACAAACGUGACAACGUUGAACUCCAUAGGGAAUGCUUGUUCCCCUCCCCCACAACUUCCCAUGACUUUUUUCCGGGAUACACCUUCAAAUUCCUCAAAAAAACGCCAGGAGAGGAGGAGCGAUUUUGUGAUGCAUGUGGAAUGGGUGUAAAAGGCUUUGUUUACCACUGUGAAGCGAAGGGGUGGGAUUUGCAUCCAUUUUGCAGCAACCUCAAGAAUGAAAAGGAAAUUGAUGGUGUGAAAUUCCAGCUGUGCAAUAAGGUGCCAAAAAAAAGGUGCAUAUUUUGCAAGAAGAAGGAGCUUCCAAAUGGUGUCCGGGGCAUCCCAGGUUGGUCUUAUGUGUCCAAGACCGAAAAUGACAAUUGCCAUUUUCAUGUGAAUUGCUCAAUGAAAUGGGUCAUCGAUAGCUGGAAGGAUAUUGAGCAACAAGAUAAUAACCGUUUGACGCUAAAGAAUUUGUCACUAACAGAAUUAAAAGCUGAUUCGAUUAAAAGAGAUGGAAAAGUUUCGAAGUAUUUGCGGAUAGCGAUGUUGGUCUUAAGGUGCACUGCAAGUUUACUUUUUGGGGAUCCCACCCAAUUACUUUUUUACCUUCCCGAUUUCCUGUCUUCCCUCAGGUAGGGUACUGCCGCUAGUGUUCCAGGUAUGCUCUAAUAAGCACCGUAAUGGAAUACCUAUUACAUUCCAUACUGCUGUUCCUCUCAAAAAAGAAGCCAAUGCAAAAAAGAAUCAAGUUUGUUUGCUUGUUUUUUUCCCUCAAUUAAACCGUGUUAUAUGGAACAACAUAUUGUCAAAUUAUUAUAUAGUUAUUAGCCUCUAAGCACACACUCAUGCCUAUGCUUAGAGGUUGUUCUUUUUA